This is a messenger RNA of Dipodomys spectabilis (banner-tailed kangaroo rat), 1377 nucleotides long. It is a transcript of the gene Antxrl, whose product is annotated as ANTXR like. The transcript is spliced from 17 exons. Gene Ontology annotation, cellular component: membrane. Gene Ontology annotation, molecular function: signaling receptor activity. NCBI's taxonomy places the organism in Eukaryota, Metazoa, Chordata, Mammalia, Rodentia, Heteromyidae. The record is from RefSeq and is a predicted model, not a curated record. The coding region runs from base 1 to 1377 and encodes 458 amino acids.
AUGGGGAGCCACAAUCUCCAGGUUCCCUGCUCUGCACUCUUCCUGUUGCUAAUCCUGCAACUUCUACCGCGUGGUAGAGCAGAUGGCCUCAAGUACAAAGGACCUGGCUGGAAAAUACUCCAUCGCCUGGGUCUAGGCAGAAGCUCCAACACAAGCCUGCAAUCUAAUGUGCAUUCAUGUCGGGGCAUCUUCGACCUCUACUUUAUCUUAGACAAGUCGGGCAGCGUAGACAACAACUGGUUUGAAAUUUAUUCAUUCGUGGAAAAUUUGGUGAAGAAAUUCCAAAACUCAAGGGUUCGGAUGUCCUUCAUUCUCUAUUCAACAGAUGCCACCGUACUCAUGCCACUCACCUCGGACAGACAAGAAAUUCGUCAAGGUCUUAACAAACUUCAGCAAGUGGUGCCCGUGGGACACACAUAUAUGCAAGAAGGAUUUAAAAAGGCAAUUCAUCAGAUAGAAAAUGCCAGAUCGUUAGGCAAUGUUUCCAGUGUGAUCAUAGUUCUAACGGAUGGAACACUGUUGCCAGAUGCAUUUGAGGCCACCAAAGAGGAGGCUCACAAGGCUCGGAAACUGGGGUCGAUCAUUUAUACUGUGGGUGUGCUGGAGUACAACAGAGACCAGCUGCUUGCAAUUGCAGAUACACCAGAGCACAUGUUUGGGGUGCAAAAUGGGUUCAAGGGUUUGCAAAGCAUCGUUGACUCCCUCUCUGCUAGGUGCUGUGUUGAAGCUCGGUCAGUGGAGCUGACAACAAUUUGUGCAGGAGAACCUUAUGAAGUGAUCGUUUCUGGACAUGGUUUUCAGAAUGCAAAACACCCAUCCCUGAUUGUUUGUCGAUUCAAGUUCAACAACAACAUCUUGGAUGAAAAAGCCAUCAGUAUGACAGAGAAGACCAUAGUUUGUCCUGGACCAGUAUUGGAUAAAGCUGGACAGACGGUCAUUGUCCAAAUCAGCCUGAACAAUGGCAUUACCUUCCUUGGGAACCAGAUCAGCUAUUCCAACAUCAGAUGUUGCCCCCUAGGCCCCUUAUACCUGAAGCUGUCAGAGAGUCAAGGAGCCUCCUCCUCCAGCACCACCAGCAGCAGCAACAGAAGGCACUGUGGCUCCCUGCUGCUACAUUCCUUCAGCCUGCCACCAGACAUUUCCAUGUUGUUCACCCAGGAUCCAGGGCAGAGGCACCAGCUUUGCUGUCAUGAACCCCAGCUGCACACAGGUCCCCUGCCCUACACGGAUCUGCCUCCGACCCAAAACUACCAAGCCAAGUAUACCAGAACUCCCUCCAAGAUGCUGCCACUGCUCUCUCCCCAGGCCCGUAAAUCUGGAGAGUUUCCUUAUUGCCCCUACCCUUAUCGUUCAACUUCUGACGGAUCAAAAACCUAA